GUAUCAAAAUGUAUUCAUCUAUUUUUAACAAUUAUAGUGAUAUAUAUUAAGAAUUCAAUUCAAAUGCCCAGUAAUCGACUUAUGGACGAAACAAUGAACACUACUGAGAAUAGUAAAACAAAUGAUGACAUACCAGUGCUGACCACAGCUUCUAAAGUACUAUUAAAACCACAACCACUGACCGAUAAAGACUUUGAAAAUGGUCGCCGACUUACUCGCCAACAACUGUACGGACAAUCAGUCGAUAGUGAUACAAACCAUUCAGACCUAAUAAAUGAUAAAAAUUUGUUUGAAGGCGAUAUUGUUGUCAAAAAUCGGUCAAAUCUUGUAACCCGUAAUGCAAUUCGUGCCAAUUCAAUGAAGUGGCGAAACGGUAAGAUACCAUACAUACUGUCCAACGAUUACACCGAUGCAAACCGUUCGCUCAUUGCUCGGGUGUUCGAAGAGUUCCACAAUAAGACGUGCAUCAGAUUCGUACCGAAGCGCUGGUUUCACUACAGUUAUCUACAUAUUAUGCCCGGUGUUGGCUGUGCCUCACUAGUAGGCCGAGUAGGUGGACAACAAGUGGUAACACUGGGCGACGGUUGUCUGACAAUGGGUAUCAUAGAGCACGAGCUGUUGCACGCCGUCGGCUUCUGGCACGAACAAAGUCGGGCCGAUAGAGAUGAUUACGUCCGAAUCAAUUGGGAUAAUGUGGAAAAGGGAAUGGAAGGCAACUUUAUUAAGUUUUCAUGGAAUGACAUACAAUCACUCGGUGUCCAAUAUGAUUAUGCAUCUAUAAUGCAUUAUGGCACACAUGCUUUUGCUAAGGGAUUCGGUUCGACAUUAAGUCCUCUUCGUGAUGUACCCACAGGUGUUAAAAUCGGACAGAGAGUGGCAAUGAGUGAAAGUGACAUCAAAAAAGUUAACCAUUUGUAUGAUUGCAAUAGAGAUGCGCGAAAUGAUAACUUAAUAUCGGCUCUCCUUAGACUU
Oppia nitens is the source of this 972-nucleotide messenger RNA. Its product is annotated as zinc metalloproteinase nas-13-like. The annotation marks the transcript as partial. The record is from RefSeq and is a predicted model, not a curated record. Gene Ontology annotation, biological process: proteolysis. The transcript has 4 exons. Lineage: Eukaryota; Metazoa; Arthropoda; Arachnida; Sarcoptiformes; Oppiidae. Gene Ontology annotation, molecular function: zinc ion binding; metalloendopeptidase activity.